UGUGAAUUCAUGACUUCCGUUUCCGUAUCAAGGCGGGCUUUCUUUUUCACGCCGGGUUUUCAAACCAGAUAAAUAAGACGUAAAAAUGUCUCGACGACGAAGAGCAUCUUACAGUGACGAUGAAGAUGAUGGUCCAUCACGUAAAAGGAGACGUCAGUCAGAUGUUGUGGACAUUGAAGAUCGCCUGGAAUCUCUUAUCACAAGAGUAGGAGAAAAGAGUACUUCAUCCCUUGAGAGCAACUUGGAGGGACUGGCCAGUGUGCUGGAAGCAGACUUGCCCAACUACAAGCACAAGAUACUGAGAAUCCUCUGUGAAUGUGUGGUGGGAAUGCCGGAGAAGCUGUCUGUCUACACAACAUUGAUUGGUUUGUUGAACGCAAAGAACUACAACUGUGGAGGAGAGUUCAUAGAAAUGUUGGUUCGCAACUUGAAAGAAGCUCUGAAGACAGCCGAGUUUGAAAAUGCACGCAUGAUUGUGCGCUUCCUGUCCGACUUGGUCAACUGCCAUGUGCUGGUGUCAGGGUCGCUGCUGCAGAUGUUUGACAACUUCAUCGAGGUGACUCUUGAGGACAACAUACCACAGGUUCGAUCUGACUGGUAUGUGUACUGUGUUCUGACGGCCUUGCCUUGGGUCGGACAGGAACUGCACGAGAAGAAGGAGACUGAGCUCAGUAAGCUCCUGGCCACCGUCGACAACUACAUCAGCAAACGUCAGCACAUCCAUGUGCCAGCACUGAGAGUGUGGGCUACCGAUGACCCUCACCCACAGGAAGAAUACCUGGACUGUCUGUGGGCACAGAUCAAGAAUCUGCGCAACAACAAGUGGGUGGAGAAGCAGAUCCUGCGCCCCUACCUGGCCUUCGACAGUGUGUUAUGUGACGCCCUGCAGCACACUCUCCCCCAGAUCAUACCCCCCUCUCACAACGAGGAGAUCGAGUACCCCCUACCCACCGUCACAUUCAGAUUGUUUGACUACACAGAUGUACCCGAGGGGAGUGUUUUGCCGGGGAGCCAUGCCAUUGAGAGAUACCUGAUUGAGGAGCAUCUCCACAAGAUCAUCCACACAUACUACAUCGAGAGGAAGGACUGUGCAGCAACAUUGCUGAGUUUCACCAGCAAGAACAAGAUCCCCCUUAACUACAUGAUAGUGGAGGUCGUGUUCAGUCAGCUGUUCCAGCUGCCACGCCCACCCUACAUUGAGAUCCUGUACGGCUCUCUCUUCAUCGAGUUGUGCAAGCUACAGCCAGGCUCCAUGCCACAAGUUCUUGCCCAGGCGACAGAAAUGUUGUUCGAAAGAAUUGAUGAAAUGCAUACUGCCUGCAUAGACAGAUUUACGAGUUGGUUUUCGUACCACUUGAGUAAUUUCCAGUUCCGGUGGAGCUGGGACGACUGGGCCACAUGUAAAGACCUUGACCUUGAGAGACCCAAACCUAAGUUCAUCCGAGAAGUCUUCCUGCGUUGUCUCAGGCUAUCCUACCACCAGCGGCUGGUGGACGUUGUGCCCGAGACCUUCGCUAAUCUCAUCCCCAUUAAGCCGCAGCCAUUCUUCAAGUACGAGCAAGCCGGAGCAGGGUCCCUGCCUGGGACAACGGAGGCACACGCCCUCAUGGCAGCCAUCAAGUCCAAGUGUCUGCCAGACGAGGCGGCACAGGUCCUCAAAGACCUGCCCAACCCUCUGGCUGAUGACGACAGAGUGGAUGAGCCACCUUAUCAUCCGCUGAAGAUCGAUGUGUUUGUGUCAACCCUGCUCUACUUGGGAAGCAAGUCAUUUAGUCAUUCUUUCGCAGCACUCGCCAAAUUUCACCCCUACCUGAAGUCCUUGGGAGAAACCGAAGAGGCCCAGAUUUGCAUUCUGAAGAGUCUGUACGAGGUGUUUAAGACUCACCAACAGAUUUUGGUGGUGCUUGUGGACAAGCUGGUGAGGACGCAGGUCGUGGAGUGCUCCUCCGUGGCCAACUGGCUUUUCUCAAAUGAGAUGCUCCCUGACUUCACCUGUUUCUUUGUAUGGGAGAUAAUGCAUGGCACAAUCCACAAGAUGAGCAACCAGGUGGGAAAGUUACAACGCAAAGUAGAGGACGCCAAGGAUAAGCUGGAGGCGGCACAGCGGAGGCUAGCAGAUGGCCUUGAGCUUGACCCCAUCGAGGACGAAGAUGUGCCAACACUAGAGCAGAUUGACAGGAUGGAGGAGAAGCUGGAGGCAACACAGAACCAGCAGAAGAGACUGUUCCUCAUCAUCUUCCAGCGUUUCAUCAUCCUACUGACGGAGCACCUGGCGCGCUGUGAAGGCGCCGGUAUUGACUACAACACUCCUUGGUACAAGUGGGUCAUCGAGAGACUCCAGCAGAUAUUCCUCCAGCAUCACAAGUUGGUCUACAAGUACAUCAGUACACUCGAGACGCUUCUCUUCACAGCCGACAUUGACAUUCACAUCCUGGAAAUAUUUCAACAGUUCUGUGCUCUUCGAUCAUAAGGCCCAGCAUCAGUCGAAGUGUGAGGUGUCCGCCAUCCCAGCAGCGUGUCUGCCAUGUUUCAUGGAAUCAUCUCACAUGGUGUCAGAAAUCCUGACACUUGAAGAGCUCCGAACAUUUAAGAUACACACGCCGUGGAAUAAAUUCUUCAACAGAUCAUGGCUUUGGAAUUCCCGCUCAUCUUGAAAAUUGUACAGUGUACUUGGUGGAGGAGUACCGGUAGUAGGCUCCUACACAUCAUAUAUGUUGGGAGUGGGACUGUGGAGGAGGGUCUUGGCGUGGACUUUCAUACUGUAGAAUAAACGGCAUGCACUGUGAUCUCAUAGAUUGUGUGGCUAACAAUCAGUUCAAGUCAGUGGGGUAUGAGCUAGGAUUGUGGUAAUGUUUCCGGUUGUCAGUUGGCUGGAUAGUGUUAACAAUAUUGUAACUUUGGUUACUGAUGAGGGGGUUUUGGUCAUUCAUUCUGAAUCUGUUACAGAACACUUCUCAAAUAGGUCUACUCAAGUCAUGGUUUGCAUCUAGUCUCUCCAGUUUGCUUUAUUUUCGUGAACAUGAUAUUGGCACAGGACCAGUGUAAUAUUUAUGUGCCACUUACUGAAUAAACAAGACGUGACUAUAAAAAAAUGUGAUAUGUGUUGUGAAGUGAUUCGUUUUAAAGGUCUGAACAUGAAAACAACUGACAUUUAACUUUGCAAUUCUUGAAAGAUUUUGAAAUGAAAUACUGUUUUGAUAUUUGUUAACUCUUUGCUUUUGACAGAACUUGGCCUCCAAAUUAUUUAUGCUUUUGGAGAAUGUUUAAGCUAUUUUUGCUGCUGUAAAUGAAAAGUUUGAGCUCGGUGUUAACACAGGCCUACAUCUCGUGAGGUAGGGCGAGAUUCAACACAAGCCUUAAAACCAAAAUGUCAGCACCUCCCUCAUAAGGAACUGGAAAAACCUGCUUAGUUACCAGAGCCAGUCCUCUGAUUGGUGCAACUCUACAGUAGUGGUCACUAUAGCCCCUUCUAUGGAACCACGAUAGGGAAACAGAAAACUGGUUAUUCAUAGAUACUGGCAUCUGUUUCUGAGAAUAUUCAAGGUCAGUUGUUUUCUGAUGGGGAUUUAUGAUCAUACUUCAAAGGUACAAAUAGCCUGUGCAGCCAAGCUCUACAAGUUAAAAACAUCCAGAAUGUAUAUUUAUUGUUCAUUAUAGUCAACUGAAAUAAUUUGUUAAUGUUGACAUAAUGUGGAAUGUGUCAUAAGUUUCAAUACAUUGGUCUACUAGAUCAUGACUUUCUAUGACAAAAUUAUCUGAUGAAAAACUCAUCAUAUCUUGUGGCCUAACCUUGAUCUUCAGUCUGGAAUAUUCUGUUUCAACAUUGCCAUCAUCAUGUACAUAUUCAGAUUUGUCUGCAAGACGUCAUCAUUUCUUCCACCUGAGCUUCAUCAGUAGAAUUGGAUCACUAACAUUGCCUUGAUCGUCUGUAUUUGAUUAUUUUAUGCUGUGUAAGCACUUUGGUUUCGUGUCCACUUUGUGUUUUUUAUGAAUGCUGUUGAAUGUUUCAUGUUAGAAUUGAGGAAAUGGACUCUUAUUGUGUUUAAUUCUUAUAUUUUAGUUUGUUGCCUGAUGUAAGUAAAUCUUUUAAUAGUCUACUGCUACAAGAAUCAUGUUGAGACCGAGAGAUGAAACAUCCUGUAAAUAAAGAUAAUGCCAUUAUACGA
Messenger RNA from Haliotis rufescens (red abalone), 4166 nucleotides. Its product is annotated as nuclear cap-binding protein subunit 1-like. Gene Ontology annotation, biological process: nuclear-transcribed mRNA catabolic process, nonsense-mediated decay; mRNA export from nucleus. NCBI's taxonomy places the organism in Eukaryota, Metazoa, Mollusca, Gastropoda, Lepetellida, Haliotidae. The transcript is spliced from 23 exons. The record is from RefSeq and is a predicted model, not a curated record. Gene Ontology annotation, cellular component: nuclear cap binding complex; nucleus. The coding region runs from base 86 to 2470 and encodes 794 amino acids. Gene Ontology annotation, molecular function: protein binding; RNA cap binding; mRNA binding.